This is a messenger RNA of Phaeoacremonium minimum UCRPA7, 420 nucleotides long. RefSeq lists its product as hypothetical. The transcript is spliced from 3 exons. NCBI's taxonomy places the organism in Eukaryota, Fungi, Ascomycota, Sordariomycetes, Togniniales, Togniniaceae. Bases 1 to 420 code for a protein of 139 amino acids. The record is from RefSeq and is a predicted model, not a curated record.
AUGAGCAGCUCAUCAAGCUCCACAUCAACGGCGGGCAGCAGCAGCAGCAAAUCUGGCUCAAGCAGUUCAAGUGGUGGUGGUGAUUGGCUUUCUAACCAUUGGAAAUGGGUUGUCUUUUUGGUUGUCGUCGUCGUUGCUAUCGCAGGCAUCUGGAUCGGCGCAUGUAUCUGGAGGAGACAUUACCUGCGCAAGAAGGACCGACAGUACGCCCUGGGUAAGACCCUCGCGGCCACCACCCGUUCCGGCACCAACCCCUACGGCCACGGCGGCAGCGGCUCCGCUCAGCAGAGUCAGCGCUCCGUCCACAUGCCCAAGCCUGGCAUGUUCAUGCCCGCCUCCAUCUCCACCGCCAACGUUUACGAGGAGAAGCCUAAGAAAACAAAGGAGAAGAAGAAGUGGAUUGUCACCGAGAGGACAUGA